CGCUAGGUUGAAAUCUGCUAUCACUGAUCAUGAGUAAGCUGUUUCGCUCAGGGUGCGACAAGGCGAGCAUGAACGGGCUAUCUCAAUCUCGCUCAGUGCGCCAAGCGCGUGAGAAGACAGAGAAAACCGAGUGGUGGGGAUGGACUCACAUAUUGUCAUCCAUUGGCCUUAGUUAUACAGAAAGGUUUAAAAGAAAGGGGGCGUAUCAGGACAGACAUAUGCUUUCGCCCGCUGGCCGCUCUCAGGUUUCUCUCUGUCUACAUCAUACUACUGGGAAAUGGCGUAUGGACAUAGCUGUAUGCAGUCCGGAGCUAUAUAACGAACUAAACUAAUUAAACUAAACUACCAGUCUAGUUAUACUAUAGAAGUCUAUGGAAAAGACUUAACUUUGUUCCAUUCCUCUAUCUAUGCACCUUGGAGCCGAAUAUGCUGGCAGUUGGAGCUGUAUAGUGGGUGGUCGGUUAUUAGGAGCCGUACAAUGCAAAUUCGUAACGAGUGGGUGUUAAGCUCGUUACAUAGAGAUAUAUUAAAUACCAAAAAAAUGUACGUCAUAUUUUUACAUUAAUUACCUAUUUUCACUAUCUAGUUUUAUGUAAUUUUUUCCUCGGAUCAAAUUUUAUUAUGGUUAUAGAUAUUGAAAUAAACUUUUAGAGUUAUGUAUUAAAAACUUAUAUAACCUGAACUUAUAUAACUGAAUAACAGCACAUGAAUA
Harpegnathos saltator (Jerdon's jumping ant) is the source of this 712-nucleotide messenger RNA. RefSeq lists its product as uncharacterized. The transcript has 3 exons. NCBI's taxonomy places the organism in Eukaryota, Metazoa, Arthropoda, Insecta, Hymenoptera, Formicidae. The record is from RefSeq and is a predicted model, not a curated record. The coding region runs from base 30 to 332 and encodes 100 amino acids.